Molecule: messenger RNA, 4052 nt
Organism: Homarus americanus (American lobster)
Lineage: Eukaryota; Metazoa; Arthropoda; Malacostraca; Decapoda; Nephropidae
Product: decapping and exoribonuclease protein-like
Exons: 8
Coding region: 219-1424 (401 amino acids)
Biological process (GO): NAD-cap decapping; nuclear-transcribed mRNA catabolic process
Cellular component (GO): cytosol; nucleus
Molecular function (GO): mRNA 5'-diphosphatase activity
Source: RefSeq, a predicted model, not a curated record
UAACAAUCCGAAUUCAUGGUCGGCGUGAACUGUGAACACGACGCCAAACAAUCACAUGUUGUUAGUAAAUAAAACGACAGGACUGAUAGUCGUUUAUGUGAGAUUGUUUAAAUAAAGAGGUUAUCUAUCCUGACCAGUAAAGGAAAGAAGUGUUAGUGUAAACUGCAUGCAGAAGAGUGAAUUAAAGCAUAUACUGUGAACAUAACAAGAACUUUAACAUGUCCUCGUUAAAGAGAAAAAUUAAUCACAGGGAGACUUAUAUACCACCCUACAAGAGAAGAGAAACACGUGAUUUAUCAACAAAUCGUGACUCGGGAAAAGAUAACAAUGGUGCCCAGUUCCAGGUUCAUCCUCGUAACAAAUAUGACCAUGAUGCACCUUUGUUUAGAAGGCCUAUGUUUGUUGGUGACUUUUCCUUAGAUGGCAAACGACGAUUUUAUCAUGACAAGAGAAAUCUACAUUACAUCAGCAUGGAUUGGCAAACAUCCAAGAAGGUGGAUUAUGAUCUGAAUGUGGCCAUGGAUAAAAUGAUACGGAAGAAUUUUGAAGAAACUAAAACUGAAAAACUUGAUCGUUUAUUAGAAUGGAUUCUCCAGAACUUGUAUAAGUUUCAAACAAAAGACUCUUCUGACAAACCACUUAAAUGUCUUUCAACAGAUUUCGUCUGCUUUAGGGGACUGCUCACCGAGUUACUUUGUACACCAUAUGAAAGCAAAGAGGGCUGGAUUAUAUGUGCAACCAAGUUCCGUGACACUAUAUACUUAUGUGCUUAUGAAACUCCUGAGAAACAGUCCCAGCGUGAAAAUGCGACCGAGUUGCAGAAGACAAUGUCAGCUUGGGGUUACAAGUUUGAACAAUAUAUGACAGAUGGGAGUGACCCAACAAAAGGAGUGAACGAAAAUGAAGAGUACUGCUGUGUAAUUCGCUCACGUUUAGAAAGUCAUUCCCUUGUGUAUGGAGCCGAGGUGGAUGGAGCUGAUCCUUCUACAUAUAAAACUCCCCAUUCUGACCUGAAGUCUUUUGUGGAGCUCAAAACUGGUAAAGAGCCUGUACAAGACAGAGACUACCGUGCGCUGUGCAGGUUUAAGCUUAUGAAAUGGUGGAGUCAGUCAUAUUUAGUUGGCAUACCACGUGUUGUUUGUGGAUUUCGGAAUACGGACGGAAAAGUCCACACUUUGAAGACUUAUGAUGUUGAAGAAAUGUCAUCCAUAGCGCAGGAUCACUGGAAGCCAGAAAUAAUGCUGAAUUUCCUCAACAAAUUCCUGGAAUUUGUCAAGACCUGUGUGCAAGUCGAUGAUCCAGAAGCAGUAUACAAGUUUCAAAGAGAGUGUAAUGGAGGUGACAUAUCUUGCACAUAUUUAGGGCAUGAUCCACAGUGGGCAUUUAUGCCAAAAUGGUAUUAUGAGAAAGCCUUUUCGGCAUAACAGAUAUAUACAGUACUGUAUAGUGACGCUUUUAUAAGCAGAGUAGUAAUUUAUUAGGAUGGUUCACAGCAGCAGAAAUUAUAUUGUAACAAAGUUUAUACCACUUUCUUGCACCUCUAAGUGCAGCAUUAACCUCAGACUAUAUGAGGCAGACACUUGUUCCAGAAUGUGAAAGGUUAACCUUACUGCAAAGUGUCUAUUGUUUUAUCUAAAACAUACUCUAGGUUAUUAUUACAGUGUUCAAAAACAAUUAAUGUAUGGUGCAUAUACUAAUUAAUUGUAUGGGAGGGAACCCAAUCCUCGACUCCAGUUAGGAAUCAUAUCCAUGGCGUAAUAUGAUGGUAUGGACAUAGUGAGAGAAUGAUUGGCAAAAAACAAAAUAUAAAUGAUUCAGAUGUAGGGCAUUGUAGUUUGUAAGAUGGGAUGGGAUGGGAUGGAUUGAAGUAUGCCAGGGGGAGGAAAGAGCACAUUCACCCACUAGUAACUGAUUUAUAACUGAAUUUUGAAGUUAGUACCAAAAUGUAGAGACAGUACCUCCAUGAUUUAUAAUUCUACAACCUCAGUUCUGUUAAGUACAAGAGAACACUGACUAAUGCAUUACUUACAGCAGUUACAAUCAUCUGUUAUCAGCACAGCCUGCUACUGGAACGUGUUGAAGGCAAGCUCAAAUGGGGCGUUCUAUUGGAGAUAUCUCUCAAGUCACUCAUCUUUGUCCUCAGCUAUAAAACAUGUUCUUUUUUUGGUUCAAUCUUUCAAUUUUAUACAAACUCAGUGUAAAUAAAUAUAAUGAAAACCCAAUAUAAAAAUUUAUUACAACUAUGAUAUAAAACAGUAUGGAUUCAAAGUACCUAUACAAGAAAUGUUUGUAAAUCUCAAAAUUAUAUCAUAUAGAGUACUGUACUAUAUAUAUAUAUUUUAAAUUGUAAUAACCUCUGUUAUCAUCAGGUCCAACCAUUGAGCUUAAACAGUGCUAAAUUAUUCAGAGAGAGACAUUCAACCACUAUCCUCAAGAUAUGGCCAUUCACAAUUUCUCUACCUUCCCCCUCAUUUAAAUCUCUUCUCCUUUUCUUGUAUCCUUUAUUAAACCAUCUUACAUUUCUUAAAUCCUUAUUAAAUUAUUUCCUUUGUACAUAUUUGUUGGGAAAACCUCCAUUCUUCCAUUUUUUAAUUCCACAUAAAAAGUUAUAUUUGUUGCACUAUGUUAACAAACUUGAAGGUGAUCAGUAAAUGAAGUGCUCGAGGAAGAAAUUUCAUCUACCACACUAGGUAAGUUCAUAGAAAUUUAAAUGAUCUUCAAAACUAUACCUGUAGUAAUUUUGUGCAGUAAAAUCUAUUUAGAAAACAAAUCCCAUUAAUUAAUAAGAAAGAGAUAAAAAUGCAAGCUUAUCAGGGUUCAAAAGUUUUUAAAAUCAUACACACUACUACACUGUAUACCUUUGAAUAAUUUAGAAAAAAAAAAUUGGACAGAAUAAGUCUGAAAUAUACAUAGGGUGAAGAAAUUCUUUAAAGAUACAUGGAUGAGUUAGGUAGGAAGGGAAGAGGUAGAUAAUUAAAGAGGUGAUUCGAGUCAACAGCUAAAUUGUUUUAGUACAAAGUAAUUGUCAGCAGUGUGCCAGAGAGGGAUAAAGAGACCACACACAAAGGAGAAUAAUGGAAGAGUUAAUGGGCAACAAAGGUCUAAAAAUGAAGCAGCUUAGUGAAGAAGAUGUGAAGAUUUUGCCAAUAUGAUCCCGAUUUAAUUUUUGUCAUACACAACAGGAAUUGUAUACUGUACUAACUUUAAGGAGUUUAUUUACUUAUUUUUCUAGUACUGUCUAUAAUAAUUUUCUCAUUCCACCAAGGUUUGAUACAGCUAUUCAACCCUACUGACUUAGAAAUGGUAGAUGGUGUUGAAAGAAAAUUCAUGAUGUUGCUGAUUUUUAUGAUACUGUACUGUAUUUAUGAUAUAUUUCACUUGAGAUCAUUGUAAUACCAAAAACAUUGUCUCUAAUGUAUGACCAAAUAAUCAUAAAUUAAUAAAGAAAAAAGGGCAAUUUUUAUAAUUUAGUGUCCUAUUUAAGCCUUUGUUUGGCUACCAUUACUCUAUAGAUCCUAAUACAUGUAGUGGCCUUGUGACAUGUUCUUCACCCCCUUCACUAUGGGAUGCCAAUUUUAAUAUUUUAUUUGACUAAAGUCACAUGAUUUUAUUCAGCUCAGUGGGGACCCUAAACACAAGGGAUUAAAGGCAAACUACCAAUAAAAACAUGUUCAGUUUCAAUUUCCUAACUAUUUCUUGCUUCCCUCUUUCUUACAAUUUUUCUCAGUUCAUAUUUGUCUCUUCAUCUGCUAGAGCAACCCACAUUCAUCUCACUUGUACCACUACUUUCAUACCUUUUUGUCGAGGAAAAUUAGCAACUGCUCCACAUUGAUGACAGCAAAAAUUAAACUUAAAAGAUCUUAGUUUCUGUGUUAACUUGUUACUGUAGGAAAGGCAUCAAUUUAUGUUAUAAUGGACCAGUCAAUAUUUGAAAAUUGAUUUUAGAGUAAGUAUACCCUUACAUAAACACAGCUACCUUGGAGUGAGCUCUGUUUCAGUCUCGUAGGAAAUGAGUUUGAACCUUUUAUGUUAAUUCAUAGCGGUAUCCUAAA